ACCUGGCCCGCCUGCAGAUGCAGCUCGAGAAGAGCCACGACCGCCACUCUAUCACAGCGUGCCAGAGGCGGAAGAAGGAGGAGGAGCUGCAGAGCGUGCGCUUGCUCUACGCCAGGACCUGCAAGACCGCCAACGAGGAGCGCGAGAAGCUGGCAGCUCUGCAAGCCGAGAUGGAGACCCUGGCUCUACAUCUCUUCUACCUGCAGAACAUAGACCAGGACGUGCGUGACGACAUCCGGGUGAUGAAGCGAGUCGUGAAGAAGUCGGAAGCCGAGCGCAUGCGGGCCGAGUUGGAGAAGAAGCAGCAGGACCUGCACGUGGACCAGCUGACCACCCGAGCCAACCAGCUGGAAGAACAGAUUGCCCUGUUUGAGGCCCAGUACCGCGCGCAGGCUGAGGACACCCGGACGCUCAGGAAGGCAGUGAGCGAGGCCUGCACGGAAAUAGAUGCCAUCAACAUGGAGAAAAAGCGCAUCCUGCAGCAGUGGGCCACCAGCCUGGUGGGCAUGAAGCAUCGCGACGAGGCCCACAAGACCAUCCAAGAGGCAGUCAGCGAUUGCCAGCAUCAAGUCAAGUCCAUGGAUGGUGAGCUUGAAGCCUAUAAGAAAUCCAUCAUAAAGGAGGAAGAAAAGAACGAGAAGCUGGCCAGUAUCCUGAACCGGGCAGAGACGGAAACCAGCCUGAUGCAGAAACUGACUUCGCAGUGCCUGGCCAAGGAGGAGGCCCUGCAGAAUGAGUUCAACACCUACAGGCUUACCCUGCUGGACACGGAGGACACACUGGGCAAGGCCCACAUGGAAUACACGGCAACCAUAGGCCAAUUGCAGACUCUCCACCAGACCAUCCAGCAUGAGCUGGAGCUGAGGAGGAAGAUGGAUGCCUCCAUCAUGGAGAAGCUGCAGGAGCACAUGACCUCCAACAAGAUGACCAAGUACUUCCACCAGCUCAUCCUGAAGCUCCAGAAGGAAAAGACCAACCUGGUGACACAUCAUUCCAAAAUUGACGGUGACAUUGCUCAGACCACCCUGGACAUCACAAACACCAGCUGCAGGCUGGACAUGCAUCAGAAGACACUGGCCGAGCUGGACAAGGAAGUGAAAAAAGUCAACGACCUCAUCACAAACAGUGAAAAUGAAAUCUCCAGGCGCACAAUCCUGAUUGAGAGAAAGCAAGGCCUCAUCAACUUUUUGAACAAGCAGCUGGAGCAGAUGAUUUCUGAACUCGGGGGGGAAGAAGUGGGGCCCCUGGAGCUGGAGAUCAAGAGGCUGACCAAGCUGAUCGAGGAGCACAGCGCCGGCGUGACACAGGCCCAGGUGACCUGGCUGCGGCUGCAGCAGGAGAUGGUGACGGUCACGCAGGGGCGCGAGGAGCAGCUGGCCUCCCUGGAUGUGGCCAAGAAGGAGAUCCACAUCCUGGAGCAGAAGAAACUACGGAUAGAAAACAAGAUCGACCAGGAGAAGAAAGAGCAGAAGCAGAUCGAGCGGCACAUGAGAGACCUGGACAACGACCUGACGAAGCUCAACGUGCUGAUGACCCAGAAGCGGUGCAGCUCCGAGGAGCUGCAGCAGGGCAACCUGGCCACCGAGGGCGAGUUCGUGCGCGCGCUCAAGGCCUCGGAGCGAGAGACCAUCGAAAUGCAGGAGAAGCUGAACGAGCUCAGGGAGGAGAAGGCGGCCGUGCUCAACAGCCUGGUAGAGGCGGAACACCAGAUCAUGCUUUGGGACAAAAAAAUCCAACUGGCAAAAGAGAUGCGCGCCUCAGUGGAUUCCGAGACGGGCCAGACAGAGAUCCGGGCCAUGAAGGCCGAGAUCCACAGGAUGAAGGUCAAGCACGGCCAACUGCUGAAGCAGCAGGAGAAGAUGAUCCGGGACAUGGAGCUGGCUGUCGCCCGCAGAGAGACCAUGUCCACUCGGGCCGAGGGGCAGCGCAAGAUGGACAAGAAGCUGCUCACCCGCACAGACUUCCACCGCGUGCAGACCGAACUGAGACGGAAGAUCAGGGACAUUCACAAGGCCACCGAGGAGUGUACCCAAACCAUCCUAGAACUGGAAAAAACUCAACAAUCCGUGAGCGACUCCCUCCUGGAGAAACAGGAGCAGCUGUCAAGGAUGCAGGCCAAGGCUGACGAGCUCGAAGCUGACCUGUACCAGCUGGCAGCCCUCAAGCGACAGAACCUUUCCACGCUCGUGGCCCUGCAGUCACGCCUCAAGCACCUGCAGGCCGUGAAGGACGGGCGGUACAUCUUCCUGCUCCGCAAUAAGCAAUCACUGCUGGCAGAGCUCAAGCGGUUGGACGACCGCCUGGCCAGCAUCAGCACCAUCCUCCACCACGUGAAGGACGAGUACCCCCAGUUCCAGGAGGCCCUGCUCAAGGUCAGCCGGUCCAUCAGCAACAGGCUGGAGUCAUCCGGGCCCUAGACAGCGCCCACCCCAAGGAGGAGAUCAGUUUUGUUUAUCAUCAGGGACUUCAAAUCUUUCUACCCUCAGAGACACCAGUUAAGAGAAACAGACAGGCCAGCAUUGUAGGAAUGUUUUAUUUUAGCCACCCAGCAGUUUAAACCAAGUCAAAUGCCAGCGUUUCCAGUUGCAUUUCGGUGAGUCUUCUGCUUGCAAAGGCAGUGUCAGUGAACACGAACCCAUAUUCCCACAUUGGGCUUUACUCCUCCAAGUAAAAUUGGAAACCCAGGUCUCUGCUCCUGCCCCCACUCCCAGCUUGGGUUAAAUCCAGAUUCCCAGCUCAAAGGAGCAAGUCCAGGGGGACCCUGGCUGCGUCUGGAAGCCUAAUGCCUGAGAUAAGACCACACAGGUGCAUGAACACAGACCUCCUUGUCUGCCCACUUGUCCUGCCCUCUCCUCCAGCCAGGGCUCCUCCCCCCACACUCUGAUUCCUGAGCCCCUGCUACCUAUGCC
Molecule: messenger RNA, 2909 nt
Organism: Physeter macrocephalus (sperm whale)
Lineage: Eukaryota; Metazoa; Chordata; Mammalia; Artiodactyla; Physeteridae
Gene: CCDC40
Product: coiled-coil domain 40 molecular ruler complex subunit
Exons: 14
Coding region: 18-2417 (799 amino acids)
Biological process (GO): epithelial cilium movement involved in determination of left/right asymmetry; heart looping; axoneme assembly
Cellular component (GO): cytoplasm; cilium
Source: RefSeq, a predicted model, not a curated record